Messenger RNA from Nymphalis io (European peacock), 1563 nucleotides. RefSeq names its product plasminogen activator inhibitor 1-like (gene serpin-13). The transcript has 9 exons. Gene Ontology annotation, molecular function: serine-type endopeptidase inhibitor activity. Bases 154 to 1497 code for a protein of 447 amino acids. The record is from RefSeq and is a predicted model, not a curated record. NCBI's taxonomy places the organism in Eukaryota, Metazoa, Arthropoda, Insecta, Lepidoptera, Nymphalidae.
UUUCAAAGUCGUCGUAAUGGACUGACCUCUACAAAGUGUAAUAAUAUCUACUCGAUAAGCAAAUACAACUGUUACGUUUUGAAUCGAAAGUCUGUGAUUAAAUUUAUUUCUAUUUAUUAAAUUAGUAAAAUAAUUUAUUGUGAAUAUUCGAAAAUGUUCUUGGAGGUAAAAACGGUUUUUAAGCUCAGCCUUAUUUGCUUGUUUGCUGUUUUUGGACAAGUGCGAACUGAUGACCAAAAUGGAACUACGACAAUAACGUCACAAACUAUCGAUAAAGAUGAUCUGGCGAAUCUGGUUAAUAAUUUCGGAUAUAAAAUUACGUUAAAAAUGAUGAGUAAAGAAAAUAAUAAGAACAUUAUAAUAUCUCCUGUAGGAAUUGCAGGUUUGAUGGCAAUGACUCUUUUGGGUUGUGUCGGUAAGUCAUACGAUGAGCUGGCCGAGACGCUCGGGUUUUCUCAAGAUGUUAGAAUUAAUCGUUACAAUCACGAACAAUUUGGCGACAUAUUAAAGAGUCUGAAUUCAAAUGAAACAUCAACCAAAACGAUGUACGCCGACGCACUUUUCAUUGACUCUAAAUCGAAGCUUCGAGAAGCGUUUCGAACCUACUUAAAAAGUGUAUAUGACGGCGAAGCAAGAGCAGUUGACUUCACCGACAGAGAUACCGUUAAAAUGGAAAUAAACGAGUGGGUGAGUAAUCACACAAAUGAGAAAAUUACAGACUUUUUAAAAGAACCACUCCGAGGCGACACCAAGACAGUCUUAUUGAGUGCCUUAUAUUUUAGUGGUCAAUGGAAAUCCCCGUUUAUUCAAGAAUACACGAUGAAAUUACCAUUUAAAAAAACUGAUGGAGAAGUACUGGCAGACCUGAUGUUGAAUAUGGGACAUUUUGAUACCAUUUAUUCAUUGGAAGAUGAUGUUCACAUGGUAGCGAUUCCAUACAACGACACCACAACCUUAUAUGCGCUCAAACCGCGACGACCUCAUAAGCAGAACCUAACUGAACUCAUGAACAAAUUAAGUUAUACAAAGAUUGAUAAUCUAAUUAAUAAAAUGCAAAAUAAUAAGGCAGUCAUUAGGAUCCCAAAAAUGGACUUAAAAUUUAGUGCCAAUUUAGAAGAUCCACUGAAAGCAUUAGGAGUUCAAUCUAUUUUUAUCCCCGGAAAAGCUAACUUUGCUCUUAUGAUUGACAGUAGUAAUGACUUAAACAAGACCGAGAUGGAAUUAAUUUCAAGAAUAAAUGACCCAAAAAUUGUAGAAUUAAAUUUGAGGAAAAUUAUUGAUGAUUUACCGAAUCCUGGUGUCUACGUGGAUUCUAUCCUACAUGAUGUAAGAAUAACGAUAGAUGAACGUGGCACAGAAGCAGUUGCAGCAACAAGUGGAAUAUUAGGUAGAUCAGCUGAACUUUUUUAUUUAGAUUCACCAUUCUAUAUGUUCAUACGAAAUGAGAAAACUAAACUUGUAACAUUCAGUGCUGUUAUAUUUGAUCCCACCAGUUAAAAUUUAUAUACCAUUUUUAACUUUAAUAAAUAAAAAAAGUAAUACAUAAUCUAGAUGUUUAUUAUA